AACCAUGGUCACUCCUCCUCUUUCUCUCCCACUAGGCAGCACAGUUCAGCUGGGAUCCAGAGACCGUGGGGAUGAUCCACGGGUCCUUCUUCUGGGGAUACAUCGUCACACAGAUUCCCGGAGGUUUUAUAUGUCAAAAAUAUAAAGCUAACAAUGUGUUUGGCUUCGCCAUAGUGGCCACAUCCACUCUCAACAUGCUGAUUCCAUCUGCUGCUCGUACACACUACAGCUGUGUCAUACUAGUCAGGAUAUGCCAAGGCCUCGUCGAGGGCGUAUCUUACCCAGCAUGCCAUGGGAUCUGGGCCAAAUGGGCCCCGCCUCUAGAGAGAAGUCGACUGGCCACAACAGCAUUCUGUGGUUCCUAUGCGGGAGCUGUGGUGGCCAUGCCUCUUGCUGGGGUGUUGGUUCAGUAUGUAGGGUGGCCUUCAGUCUUCUACGUCUAUGGCAGUUUUGGGAUAGCAUGGUAUCUCUUCUGGAUCCUGGUGUCGUAUGAAAGCCCGGCAGCCCACCCCACUAUCACCCCUGAAGAGAGGAAGUACAUUGAGGAAGCCAUCGGAGAGUCAGCAGGUUUUGCCAAUCCUCUACAGAAAUUCAAAACCCCGUGGAGAGCAUUCUUCACGUCCAUGCCGGUGUACGCCAUUAUCGUAGCCAACUUCUGCAGGAGCUGGACUUUCUACCUGCUUCUCAUCAGCCAGCCGGCCUACUUCGAGGAAGUGUUUGGCUUUGAGAUCAGCAAGGUGGGGAUGGUGUCGGCCUUGCCACAUCUGGUGAUGACCAUCAUUGUGCCCAUCGGGGGACAGCUGGCCGACUACCUUCGAACACACAACAUCAUGACCACCACCAACGUCAGGAAGCUCAUGAACUGUGGAGGGUUUGGAAUGGAGGCCACAUUCUUGCUGGUGGUGGGAUACUCUCACACCAAGGUCAUGGCCAUCUCCUUUUUAGUCAUCGCUGUGGGCUUCAGCGGAUUUGCCAUCUCAGGUAAGGACGUGAAAGAUUUUCUCUCCCACAAACAAACAGACUUUUAGGACCGUCACUACAUC
Messenger RNA from Oncorhynchus tshawytscha (Chinook salmon), 1043 nucleotides. RefSeq names its product vesicular glutamate transporter 1-like. Gene Ontology annotation, molecular function: L-glutamate transmembrane transporter activity; neurotransmitter transmembrane transporter activity. Lineage: Eukaryota; Metazoa; Chordata; Actinopteri; Salmoniformes; Salmonidae. The coding region runs from base 72 to 1028 and encodes 318 amino acids. Gene Ontology annotation, cellular component: excitatory synapse; synaptic vesicle membrane. Gene Ontology annotation, biological process: transmembrane transport; synaptic transmission, glutamatergic; neurotransmitter loading into synaptic vesicle. The record is from RefSeq and is a predicted model, not a curated record. The transcript has 8 exons.